Molecule: messenger RNA, 4573 nt
Organism: Habropoda laboriosa
Lineage: Eukaryota; Metazoa; Arthropoda; Insecta; Hymenoptera; Apidae
Gene: Exn
Exons: 15
Coding region: 58-4422 (1454 amino acids)
Biological process (GO): activation of GTPase activity
Molecular function (GO): protein binding; guanyl-nucleotide exchange factor activity
Source: RefSeq, a predicted model, not a curated record
AAUUUGUGUAUAAUAGGUACAUACAUAUAUACGUAUAUCGUGCAAAGAAGCGGAAGAAUGAGUCUUUCACCAGUUGCCAACAGGAGUUUUCUCCAUGGAGAUCAGAAAGCAUUUCCUACCGGAGAGUCACCGGAUAAGAUCAUCUACGCAACUCUCGAUAGUCUGGCUUUGAAGAGAGCAACGUUGCCUCUGCAAUUAUUACCCGUUCAUAAUAACAACGUCACAACCGAAGGAACAAAGGGGCUAACGAAUGCCGAUGCCGAUGCCAGGAGGUCCAGUUUGAAGAUCGACGUUGCGACCAGUUUGUCAUCGAAACACCAUCCAAAAUACUUGUUACUCGUACCCUCGACGAAGCCAACAGAGUCUCAGGAAAACAGAUGGAAAAAUAGCAAAGAGGAUUCCAGGGCUGCCGUUGAGCAACAUGAUCGAAAAAAAACUGUCGUUGAUGUUGCGUACUUGCAGAGUAUAAGCACCGAUAACAACGAUAUCGGUGUAACUUUGAUAAGAGUCGAAGCGAAAGCGGAAGAUAGGGAGACUCCUGUGAUCAGAGAAACCAUGAAAAUUGAACGCGAUUUCGAUAAUUGUCAUUCGACGAACGACGAUAUCAGGGGAUGUUCAAGUUGUAAAAGGGAAAAGGAAUCUCCGUGGGAUAAUUACGAGAGGAUAGAAUCGGUGGGUGGAAGAAACGCGUGGUGGGAUGUUCGGAAGGAAAGGAAGCGGAAGGAGUGUGACACAAGUCUCGAAAACGAGGAAAAAUCUUUGUGCUCGACAGAUGCAUUGGUGAAAUCAAAGAGUUCUUCGGAUACGAGACUGGCUGAUUGUGACGAAGGGUACUUAAUCGAAACGUUCUCAGAGGAAGAAUUACCGGAAAGAUUGUUUUCUAACGAGAAUUUGAAGUGUGGGAAAAAGAAAAAGCACUUUGCCAAAAACGUGUUGCAUUUUGUAGUACCAGAGUACCUCGUGAAAGGACCAAAGAGAAGGCAGAAGAAAAAAAGCAAUCUGAGUGUGUCAUUGAGUUCAUUGAAAGCAUCAUCGAUUGACUCGAACCUAGGGGCUCGAGUAAAUUGUAACUCUAGGUACAGAUCGAGGAGUCUCUCCCGCGAAGAAUUCAAAUUCCUAAAAAUCUCAUCGCCGACGAACUUUGUGCACGUUGCAUCUGCCACGAAUCCGAGUUUGAUAUUGAACAAAAGAACGGUCGGGUUGAAUUUAGAGCAAGUGGUAAUUACGCACGAAGAGAAGUGUGCCACGUUACCUCUUCUCGUUGCAACGAACAAUUCAAUGGCUGGAAAUCAGACGACGGGGGAAUGUUCGAUCGCUAAAACCGAGAGGAUGUCCUUUUUUAACGUAUCCUCGUCAGUUUCUGAUAAAACAGCAAAGGAAGAAGGCAAAGGCGGAGGCUCGUUUGAUUUUACAAGUGUGAAACGCGAAUUGUUAUCCAAGUUGGAUACACCAUUUUCGGUAAAAACGUUGGAGUCCAGCCAGCAGGUGAAAACGAGCAAGUAUGGAGGAAAUAUACGCGAAGGGAAAACAACGUACAAGCCGGCAGUGCGUGAAUCGACUGUGGUGUCGUUGCCUGCCGAGUUACAUACCAAUUCGAGCUUUCUGUGGAGCAAUCGGAGCAACAGUUAUUCAGAGAAUACGCGUUACGAACAAAUGCAAUCUAUUCUGAGCCACGAGAAUCCAGAAGACGUAGAUGUUGCCGAAGAAUACGAUGACGUAGGACCUCUAAAUCUUAUCGUCCAGGAGGAUAAUUACGACGACGUGGGCACACCGGUAUCUCACUCUGAUGGAAGCUGUAUCAACCAAUUAUCAACAGCUUUCGAAGAUUUUGAUAGCAUCUAUGAUGGUGUUAUGGCUCCGUGUAACAUGGAAAAUGUAUUCGUACGUAAUCAGACAGAAAUGUACGAAAAGGAAUCGAAACAAGAAAACGACAGCCAUCUGUCCGAGAACAACCAGUACUCUAGCGUGGACGAAAAUACCGAUGACACGCAAGAUAAUGAUCAGGACGUGUAUGAUGACGUCGGUUUACCGAGCCAGGAACGAGUCAACAGUCUGUAUGCUGGCUCUACAACGGGCUCGAUCUUAGGAUCGACUUCGGCAAACGGCAAAGAAUCUGAGUGGGAAGACUUAGAGGAGUCAACGACUAUUAGCCUUUCUUAUCACGCGGACAAAGACGCGAAAGUUGAUUUAUCAAUUACGGAAACGCAAGUCGCGUCGAGUAAAAGGAGGUUGUCUGGACAAAAAUUGUGUCGAAAAACGAGAAGGCAACGAACCAGAGUAUCGAGGAAAAGCUUCAAGUCGUCAUCCUCUCAAGUGUUCCAUGAUGACACAUCCGUCGACACCACGUACGAGAGUCUCCGUUCCUUCCAGCCGGAUGACUUCAGCUCGGAUUCGGAAACUGAAACGAUCAGAAGAAUGGAGCAAAAGAUUCCGAAUCCAUCCACGGUGAGCACGUAUUUCGAAGCGCCCACCAAGCCAAAUCCUCCUCCACCGCGCGAACUUAGCUUGACUCGUACCCUUGGCAAAAGAAUCAAGAUGUUCCGAAGAACGUGGACCAUCACUAAAGGCAAUCUGGGUCGCAUGCGAAGAAGUAGCUCGGUUCACGAUGGUCAUUCCUACGAGGAGAACAAAUAUGUCUCCAACGAUCACUCGAAUUUAGAUAGCGGAAAAUAUUUUAAUCUCACCAGGCAUUUUAGAAAAAGCGUUUCGGGGCCUUUAUCAACUUUUUACUUAAACGGUUACACCACAAACGACACUACCACUCAUGACUCCACCACAAAAAGUUGCCGCGACGAAUUGGAUCACUACAGUGUACUCGCUGAACAGGAGCCUCUGUAUCAAUUUUACGCAGCGGCUGCUGCUAGAAGUGCGUACGACUCCAUUUCCGAUGGUUGCUAUGAGGUCAAAGGCAUGAUCCCUUCCCCAGGUACCACAGAUCUGGCGAAACCAGGAUACAAGACGCUAUGGUGCCAGACACCCCAAGUUAUAAAUAACGGCCUUUUACAACGAUUAAACACAGAAGAGAAAAAGAUUCAGGAAGCAAAGUUUGAAAUUCUGACCUCAGAAGUAUCGUACUUGAAUUCUCUUCGUGUCUUAAGAAAUGAAUUCUUCAAUGAACCCCUGAUCAAUGAAAUCUUACCUCCGAGCGAAAAAGAUAAAUUGUUCGGCGAUAUUCCUAGCGUGUUACGAGCCUCGGAGCAAUUUCUGGCCGAAUUAGAAACCGUAUGGAGACAGGAUCCUAUGUUAUACGCUUUGCCAGACGUAUUGCUCAAAUAUGCCGACAAAUCUUUAGAUAUCUACGUUGCAUACUGUUCUAAUCAAGUUAGCACAGAUACAACUCUGAAAGACUUACAAACGCGAAGAGGCCUGAAAUUUGCAGAAACAGUCUCACAAAUAGAAGCGCGUCCAACUUGUCAAUCCUUGACUUUGCAUUCGUUUUUGAUGUUACCGAUGCAACGAAUAACGAGGCUUCCUUUAUUGGCUGAUGCCGUUCUCUCUAAAUUACCAAUCGAACAUGCUGAUAAAUCUCAGUGGGAACGAGUUUUGUCGAGGUUCAGUCACGUUGUUGCUGAAUGCAACGAGGGUGCUCGAGCUGCUGCAAAAGAAAUCGAAAUGGAAAACUUAGCUAGAAAACUGGAAUAUUCCGUAAAAAUUAAACCGAUUCUAUUAAAAGGGAAACACUUGGUUAAAAGUGGUCCGGUCGUACAAUUGUCGACAAAAACCGACGCGGAAUACAAGCGUACCUUUGGAAGAAAAUUUAAUAAAACGCCUCUCUAUCUAUUAUUGCUCACGGAUUAUCUUCUAGUUGCAAAAUAUAAAUCUAAUACUCACGACGAAACCUAUACCGUAAUAGAUACUUGUAAAAGAAGUCUAAUCGCUUUAGAGCCAGUUCUCGAAGAUUCACAGUUUGCUGGACGCAACGCGAUGCUGUUGACUCUUUUAGAAAAUUAUUCCGGACACCAGGUUGAAUACAUUUUAACAUGCGAAAGUGAUACAGAAAGACAAAGAUGGUUGGAAGCAGUGUCACCCUCGGAACGAAGCUUGAUAGAAGAAACUCUUUACGAGGUAUGGGACUGUCCUCAAGUAGUAGCUUUAUAUUGCUAUUCUCCAAACCAACCGGACGAACUAUCAUUGUAUCCAGGGGAUGUUAUAAACGUAUUUAGGAAAAUGUCAGAUGGUUGGUAUCAUGGUGAAAAAUUAUUAAAUAGUGAACAGGGCUGGUUUCCUGGUAAUUAUACAAAAGAAGUUGCUUCAGAACAUGUUCGAGCAAAGAACCUUAAACAGAGACACCGUUUUCUUGCAGUAAGCGGAAAUGUACUGCAAAACAAGAAAAACAAACCAACAAUUAGCCAGUCACUAAACAAACUAAGCAAAAUUCAAUUGUACGGCAAAUUUCUACUUUCUGCUCUCAGCGGCUGGUAACAAUUUUGCGUUGCGACGUGGCGUGAGCGGUUAUUUUGUAUGGUACUCUAUAAAUAAAUAAUUAUUUACCUUAAAUAAUUUUGAAACGUAAACAGAGCGCAAAACAGUGAAGAAGUAUCGUGACACAUAGGUCGAUACGCCAUACCGACAC